Messenger RNA from Nerophis lumbriciformis (worm pipefish), 1528 nucleotides. It is a transcript of the gene aldh1a3, whose product is annotated as aldehyde dehydrogenase 1 family, member A3. Gene Ontology annotation, molecular function: oxidoreductase activity, acting on the aldehyde or oxo group of donors, NAD or NADP as acceptor. The record is from RefSeq and is a predicted model, not a curated record. Lineage: Eukaryota; Metazoa; Chordata; Actinopteri; Syngnathiformes; Syngnathidae.
AACCUUUAACCCCGCCACAGGGGUCAAGAUCUGUGACGUGCACGAGGCCGACCACGAAGACGUCAACAAGGCGGUGGCGGCGGCGAAGGCGGCGCAGCGGAGAGGCUCGGCCUGGCGCCGGAUGGACGCAUCCAGCAGGGGGCGCCUUCUGCACAAACUGGCUGACUUGAUAGAGAGAGAUCGACUUCUUCUGGCGACUUUGGAGACCAUGGACACGGGGAAACCCUUCCUGCAGUCCUUCCUGGUGGACCUGGACGGGAGCGUCAGAACGCUACGAUACUUUGCUGGCUGGGCCGACAAGAUCCACGGGAAAAGUAUUCCGGUUGACGACACCUUCGUGUGUUUGACGCGACACGAGCCUGUCGGGGUGUGCGGCGCCAUCAUCCCGUGGAACUUUCCUCUGCUGAUGCUGACGUGGAAAAUGGCGCCGGCGCUGAGCUGCGGAAACACGCUGGUCAUCAAACCGGCCGAGCAGACGCCGUUAAGUGCCCUCCACGUCGGCUCCCUCAUCAAAGAGGCCGACUUCCCUCCGGGAGUGGUCAACAUUCUGCCGGGAUUAGGACCCAGAGCCGGCGCCGCCAUCGCCAGUCAUAUGGACAUCGACAAAGUGGCCUUCACGGGAUCAACAGCGGUUGGUCAGCUGAUCAAGGAAGCGGCGGCCAGAAGCAACCUGAAGCGUGUGACGCUGGAACUGGGCGGGAAGAACCCCUGCAUUGUGUUCGCCGACUGCGACUUUCAGCUGGCGGUGAAGGAGUGUCAGAAAGGAGCGUUCUACAACCAAGGUCAGUGCUGCACGGCGGCCUCCCGCGUCUUCGUGGAGGAAAGCAUCUACGAGGAGUUUGUGCGUCGCAGCGUAGAAAACGCCGAAACAAUCGUGAUGGGAGACCCUCUGGAUCCUUCCACCUCACACGGACCUCAGAUCGACAGGAAGCAGUUUGAUAAGAUCAUGGAGCUGAUCGAGAGAGGGAAGGAGGAGGGGGCGCGUCUGGAAUGCGGGGGAAGAGCGAUGGCCGAUGACGGUCUCUUCAUCGCCCCCACCAUCUUCUCCGGGGUCAAAGAUCACAUGCGCAUCGCCACACAAGAGAUCUUUGGUCCAGUCCAGUGCAUAAUGAGCUUCAAGAGCCAGCAGGAGGUGAUUGAGAGAGCGAACAGUUCACAGUACGGCCUCGUGGCGGCGCUCUUCACCACCAACGUGGACCGAGCUUUAUCUGUGUCCUCCGCCUUGGACAGCGGCACCGUCUGGGUGAACUGCUACAACGCUCUUCACGUCCAAGCACCCUUUGGAGGCUUUAAGAUGUCAGGAAAUGGACGAGAGCUGGGAGAAUACGCUCUGGCUGAGUAUUCAGAAGUGAAGGCCAUCACCAUCAAACUCAAUGAAAGUCUGUGACAGCAAGUCCAGCUCCACGUCAUAACCACAACUUCUUCACGUUAGAUCAAGUAGACAAAUUAUUACAGUUUUUCAAGUCUUGUUUGUUUUGUAGUAACUGCAUCGCCUUAAACCAGGGGUGUCCAAACUUUUUUCCACCGA